AUGAACUGUAUUAAUUUCGAAAAGUGGAUAACGGAGAAAUUAUUACCUAAUAUCGCAUCCAAUUCCGAAACUGUUAUGGGUAACGCUCUUUACCACUCGAUACAACUUAAUAAACCUCCUAAUAGGUACGCGAAAAAGGCAGACAUAAUAAAUUGGUUAAAGGACAACAACAUUUCGUAUGCGGAAACAAUGAGACGAAAUGAAUUGUACAAUCUUGUUUUGGCACAUAAGAAAACGGAAAAAACAUUUAGAGUUGACGAAAUUUUAAAAUUGAAUGGCCACACCGUAUUUAGACUUCCGCCUUACAUGUGCGAGCUUAACCCAAUCGAAUUAGCUUGGGCACAAGUGAAAAGGACAAUUCGUGAAAAUAAUACAUUGACAUUAACAGCAAGUGAAUUAGCAAUUCUAACCUAUAAAGCAAUUGAAGAAGUAACAGAAACAAAUUGGGAAAACUUUUCAAAACAUGUGGAAAAAACUGAAGAGAAAUCCUGCGAGAAAGAUGGACUAUUAAAAGAAGCCAUGAAUGAAUUAACAUUGGAUAUUUUAAGUACUGAUUCGGAUCAUUCAUCAGACACUGAUAGUGCUUUCACUAUGUCUGAUAAUGUUUAA
Messenger RNA from Osmia lignaria (orchard mason bee), 609 nucleotides. RefSeq lists its product as uncharacterized. NCBI's taxonomy places the organism in Eukaryota, Metazoa, Arthropoda, Insecta, Hymenoptera, Megachilidae. The record is from RefSeq and is a predicted model, not a curated record. Gene Ontology annotation, molecular function: nucleic acid binding.